AACAAGAAUUAACCGUAACACCCGAGGACAAACUUUGCAACAUAGUGGAUCGAGAACUGUCAAGGCACUCAGCACCUUUCAAUAGAGCACCGCCACGACAGAACAAUAGCCUCGUCAAUGUGAUCGCAGCAACGGUAAUACUUCCUGGGCCUGGCGCCCCUGCACUGACGGUUACGUUCCGAGAAAGAAGCUGCUACAACGGUAAAUGGCCACUGGAGGCGGCAGAGUAGGUGGGGUAGACGGCCGCGUCCUCGACAUUCUUGGGAGGACAGGCGGCCUCCUUGUUUCCGCCCCCCAGUUCUUCGCCGAUAGCGAGGACACAAGUUCGGAGGAUGCUGCAGGGCCCUCCCGCAGUGCACCAGCAACAACUGCGUUUGUGGUGUCGGGCCCUGCAGCUGUUGCUGGGCCAAGUGGCCUUACACAGCAACCGCCUACCCUCCAGCAGCCUACCCUCCAGCAGCCACCCUCCCAGCCGACCCCCCAGCCUACCCCACGAGAGCCGCAGCACCACGAGGCCCAUAUGGACGUCCUGCGCCAGCAGCAUAGCAUUCAUAUGGAGGUCCUGCGGUAG
This is a messenger RNA of Dermacentor andersoni, 571 nucleotides long. NCBI's taxonomy places the organism in Eukaryota, Metazoa, Arthropoda, Arachnida, Ixodida, Ixodidae. The record is from RefSeq and is a predicted model, not a curated record.